AUGACAUCUCACGAUACCCUGAAGGCGACUUUCGCCCGUCGCGCCGAAUCGGCUGGUCACCCGCUCACGGCUUACCUGCUCCGCUUGAUGGAUUUGAAGGCGUCCAACCUGUGCCUCAGUGCCGACGUUGCGACUGCAAGAGAAUUGCUCUACCUGGCCGACAAGGUCGGCCCUUCCAUCGUCGUGCUGAAGACGCACCAUGACAUCGUCGCUGGGUGGGAUUACAACCCGCAGACCGGCACCGGUGCCAAGCUCGCCGCGAUAGCCCGUAAACAUGGUUUCCUCAUUUUCGAGGACCGCAAGUUCGGAGACAUUGGCAAUACGGUCCAGAUGCAAUACGUUGCUGGCUCGGCACGAAUAAUCGAGUGGGCUCACAUUACCAACGUCAACAUGGUACCGGGCAAGGCCGCAGUUACAGCUCUGGCCGAGGCCGCAGCACGCUGGCGCGAACGAUACCCCUACGAAGUGAAAACGUCGGUCACGGUCGGAACGCCAAGGUCGGAGAGCUUCGAUGACUACGAGGACAGCGGAGACGGUCACGAACACACGAUUGGCACGCCGCGGCCAUCCGAUGUCAACGGACGCAAGGGUAGCAUUGUGUCCAUCACGACCCUGACCCAACACUUCGAGCCGGCCCCUUCUCCUCGCUUCCCGAGAAACGAGUCCCACAGCUCCGACGAGGUCUUGUACGCGGGUAUCGAGGAGGCACCCAUGGAUCGCGGUCUGCUCAUCUUGGCGCAGAUGUCGAGCGCCGGCAACUUCAUGAACAAGGAAUAUACCCAGGCUUGCGUCGAAGCCGCGAGGGAGAACAAGGACUUCGUCAUGGGGUUCGUGUCCCAAGAGAGCCUCAACACGGAACCGGAAGAUUCCUUCAUCCACAUGACGCCUGGCUGCCAACUGCCGCCGGAGGGCGAUGAAGAGAACGGCGGCGUCGCAGGAGACGGAAAGGGGCAGCAGUACAACACGCCUCAGAAGCUCGUCGAGCUCGCGGGUACCGAUAUUGUCAUCGUCGGACGUGGUAUCCUAAAGGCCGGUGAUCCUCAAUCGGAGGCUGAGAGAUACCGCAGGAAGGCCUGGAAGGCGUAUCUCUCCCGGGUAGCGUAG
Messenger RNA from Colletotrichum higginsianum IMI 349063, 1104 nucleotides. Its product is annotated as Orotidine 5'-phosphate decarboxylase. NCBI's taxonomy places the organism in Eukaryota, Fungi, Ascomycota, Sordariomycetes, Glomerellales, Glomerellaceae. Gene Ontology annotation, biological process: 'de novo' pyrimidine nucleobase biosynthetic process; 'de novo' UMP biosynthetic process. Gene Ontology annotation, molecular function: orotidine-5'-phosphate decarboxylase activity. Bases 1 to 1104 code for a protein of 367 amino acids. The transcript has a single exon. Gene Ontology annotation, cellular component: cytosol. The record is from RefSeq and is a predicted model, not a curated record.